Molecule: messenger RNA, 2822 nt
Organism: Prorocentrum cordatum
Lineage: Eukaryota; Dinophyceae; Prorocentrales; Prorocentraceae
Source: the annotation of a GenBank genome assembly
AUGGCGGGCGACGGCGCAGGAACGCUGCUGUUCGGGCCCAAGCGGCCACAUUGGGGGUGCUCCCGCUGCGGCACGGCCAACAACUGGGCCUGUCGCCUGCAGUUCCGAUGUGGCGCGCGCGCGCCGCAGCGGGUCAUCACCAAGGCUAGACAGGAAGAGAAGAAACUCAGAGCCGCCGACAACCCGAAGGGGCAGCCUCCUUCGCGCAGCGGUGGCAACGGCGGAGGCAGGCUUGAUUCGUCACAGCUGGCGCCAUGGGCCUCGUCGAAGCUCGAGAAGGAGUUGGUGGCACUGCGCAAGCAUGUCCAGCAGCUCAAGAUGGAGAAGGACAAGGACCCUGCCCCACCUCAGGCAGCCCCCACUUUCGUGUCUGAUGCGGCCAUGGGGGUUGAUGAAGGCUCGGCAGGGGCCAAGGACACGACGGCGACGGCGUUGCAGCGGAGCGCUAUUCAGAACAAGAUCGGCCACUACGAGCUGUUCGUCAAGUCCCUCGCCCUCUACGAAGACACUGAAGCUGAGCAGCUACAGACGGCCAAGAAGCAGCUGGAAGUGCUUCGAGUACAGCUACGUGAGCUACGUCCGCCGUCCACGGCGCACAAGGUCGCAACGCAGAAGUUUGAGCGCUGCCGUACCCAGCUCGAUCGCUACCGCACCGAGGCUGCUGACCGACGCGAGAAGAUCGCUAAGUUACAAGAGGCGUUGGGCACGAAAGAGGCCGCCAUCGUCCAGGAGGAGGCUGAGAUUGUCCAGCUCACCAUGGAAGUGCGCACCUGUGCCGAGGCGCUGUCGGAGCAGCGCGGCGAGCCCGUCACGGCGGCGACGAACCCUGCGUCCGCCCCCGUGCUCUCGCCCGGCUUCUUGCAAGUGGAUAUGCCCGAGCUUGAAGGCCAGCCUGACCUCAAGCUCUUCUACCAGCAGGUCACCACUGACCCAAGGUUCAGCUCGCUCCAGCAGGUGCUGGCCAAGCACGUCAAGGUCAGCAUGGUGCCGCAGCAGCCGUCUCUUGUUCAGCCUGCUGGUGGCGCUGAUGAUGAUCAUGAGCUGGAUGACAAGGCUGAUGUCGUUAAGCGCGGAGCCGAGCCCACACUCGGCAUGGAUGGCGUUCGACAGAUGUACGAGGAGUUCAAGAAGGCAGGCGCUGUCACAGGCGAAUCUGAGGAGCAGCUGGUCGCGCGGUUGCAUGAGCUCGUCGAUGACAUGCACAAGGCCAAGCGUGGCAGUCCGACCGAAGGCUACCUGCCUUCCGCUGGCGUGGCGGUCUUCGCUCGCAGCGAGGUCGGGCUGCGCUGGCCUGAUGGCCGCAGCUCGUCGAUGUUGGUGCCGCAGCGCGCCCAGCACGUCAUUGUUGAUUUACCGGGAUGGGAGCCCAUUCAUAUCUUCAAUAUCUAUUUGCAUACGGCUGGGGGCAUCACGGUGCGCAACGCGCGUAUCCUGUGCUCCGUAGGCGAAGCCAUGUCUGGCAUUCUCGCCCCGUGCAUCAUCGGCGGCGACUGGAACAUGCCUGCCAGUGAGGUGGAGGACUCCACUUUCCCAGCCAACGCGCAGGUCAGCUUGGUAGUUCCGGCGGCAAUCACAUGCCGCACUGCCCGCUCGUGUUCCACGAUAGAUUUCUGCGCGUUGAGUUCUGCAGCGAUGCGUUCGCUCAAGUGUGUUUCAGCAGAUGUGGCGUGGCCAAUCAAGCCUCAUCGACCUGUUCAGUUGCAGCUUGCCAUUGAUGGGCAGUCUCUGCAGCACCUUGCUUACGGCAUGGCGCCUAAGAUCCCUGGCGUGCAGGUUCACGGGCCACACUGCGAAGACUCGUCCUGGGCCACUGAGGCGUCCUAUGCUGAGCACGCGGUGGAGUUGGCCAGGCACCGGCGCGCUGACGGCGCCUGGGGUUUUCUGUCAACAGCUUGGGCCAAGUUUGUAGCGCGCGCAGCUCAGAGGCUUUCGCAUGUCACCGCCACAGAGAUCAAGGACUUCAACUCCUUCGCCAGGUGCCCCACGCCAAGGUGGGUGGAGGUCAGCUAUGAGGCCAAGGAUCCCGAAGGCGUUCAAGCCCGCGCCGAGGGCUGGCGGUGGCUUCACAAUGCUAUCACCUACAUCAUCCAGCUGGGCGAGGGCGCCUCUGUCAGGCCUACUAGUGGCCAGCCAGCUUCGACGGUUUCGUUGGCGACAAGAGCAGUUCCAUGCCCACAACCUGCAGCUGGUCACGCCGUGGACGUUGAGGACCGCGACCCGUUCGAGGACCUGGCUGCAGAUCUGGAUGACAGUGAUACUACUCAGAAUGGGAAUCGGUCUAACAUCGGAUCCAGGCCAUGCGCCAGCUCCCACCCCCCUGCUGUGUCUUUUGGGCAGGAUGGCAGUCUCGGUCCGACCCCUGGCGGCGGUGCGGCGCCGUUGCUGGAUGCAGCUUGUCUAAACUCGGUGUCCGAAGUGCACAGACAGCGUGAUGGCUCCUCCGCCAGCCAGCUGGCGCGAGAGAUCGAGUCUUUCCAGGCGCUGGUCUACGUCGGCCAGGGGCUCAACCACAGGCUCGAUGCCACCGUGGAGCAAGCCCGCAGGCUCGCCUCCUACGCGCCGCUUCGCAUUGACAACCUGCGCGAGCUGCUGGCCGACAUUGGGGGGGACUUCCAGGCCGUCAACCAGGAGGCAGGCCGAGACAGCAGCAGUCGCUGGAAGGCGUGGCGCGACCAAGCUAGUGCUGGCGGUGCUCGUGGCCUCCACCGCGUCACCAAGGUGCCACUGUUCAUCCUCAUCACGUUGUUCGGGUCAUGGAGAAAUCCUACAUGGAAGUGUGGCAUGGAUCAGCGCAGGCGCAACGUGCUCGUGUUCCUGAUCGC